Messenger RNA from Pseudomassariella vexata, 978 nucleotides. RefSeq lists its product as uncharacterized. Gene Ontology annotation, cellular component: intracellular anatomical structure. The record is from RefSeq and is a predicted model, not a curated record. The transcript has 3 exons. The coding region runs from base 139 to 978 and encodes 279 amino acids. Lineage: Eukaryota; Fungi; Ascomycota; Sordariomycetes; Amphisphaeriales; Pseudomassariaceae. Gene Ontology annotation, molecular function: oxidoreductase activity, acting on NAD(P)H, oxygen as acceptor.
AGACGUGCCAUGGAAUACCUUUAUUCUCAACUCAAACUUCCAACACUUAGAUAUCCCCUAUUUUCAUCAUCACUCUAGAACAUUAUCUUGAAUCGACACUCGCAUCCUCCCAAGCAACUACAAACACCAACCGCCACCAUGGUCCUCGCCCCUCACCCCAACCCCACUGCUCCUGUACUCUCACACUUCGACCUCACAGGCAAAACCGCCCUCGUCACAGGCGGCAGCCGCGGCAUCGGCCUCGAAGUGGCCCGCGGCCUAAGCGAAGCCGGCGCCAAAGUAGCCAUAACCUAUAGCAGUACCCCCUCCGCCGAAGCCGCUCAAAUCGCCUCCUCCAUCUCCUUUGCCAACGGCGGCCGUCCCUUCAAAGCCUACAAGUGCAACGUGCGAUCACGCGUCGACGUUGAUUCGGUAUUCGCCUCUGUCAUCGAAGAACUUGGUGAUGGAAAGCUUGAUAUCGUGGUCGCGAAUGCAGGGAUUGCCGAACAUAUCCCUGCACAGGAGUAUCCGGAGGAUAAGUUUCGCGAGAUGUUCGACGUAAAUGUGAACGGGGCGUUCUGGACGGCGCAGGCGGCGGCGAGGGUGUUUGAGAGGCAGUGGAAGGAGGGUGGGGAGGAUACGCCGCAUCGGGGAUCGCUUAUCUUCACAGCUUCGGUUUCGGCCACGCUGGUGAAUGUUCCGCAGAAGCAGGCCGCGUAUAAUGCGAGCAAGGCCGCAUUGGUGCACCUUUCCAAGUCGUUGGCGGUUGAGUGGGUGGAUUUUAUGAGGGUGAAUUGUGUUUCGCCGGGAUUCAUUGAAACCGAUAUGCUUCUUGUCCACCCCGAGGAGUGGCGGAAACAGUGGUUUGACAUGAUUCCUGGGCGGAGAUUGUGUAAAGCAGCCGAGCUGAAGGGAUCUUAUGUCUACUUGGCAAGUGAUGCUAGCAGUUACAUGACCGGUGCCGACCUGAUCAUUGACGGAGGCUACACACUACCAUAG